This is a messenger RNA of Closterium sp. NIES-67, 1273 nucleotides long. Lineage: Eukaryota; Viridiplantae; Streptophyta; Zygnematophyceae; Desmidiales; Closteriaceae. The record is from the annotation of a GenBank genome assembly.
AGGCCAGUGUCACUCCGAGUGCCCAGACUUCCCAAAACUUCUGACUCGGAGUCACAGCUUUCGCUCCACCUCCCUCCCCACGUCCGUCGCCCAUUCAAGCCGAGCUAGUAGCUCAUCCCACCCCGUCUCACCGCACUCCAACCCACCCCACCGCUCAUCCCACCCCGCCUCAGUCCCGCAUUUUCCCCUCGCCAUGGCCGUCAAGGCGCGCGAGCCGCGCGGCACGAGGCUCAUGCGCCUCUGCGUCGCGGUCCUCUUUAUCGCCACGUCAACGGGGUCAACGAUCGACCUGGCCCUGGAAGCCAAGUCAACGAGCGGCGCGGCGAGCGGGUGGUUCUCCGUGGCGUGGACCAACGGGGGCAUGUUUAACUCGGACGCCGUCAUCGGGAACAUAGCGACGGGGACCAGCGUCGGCACGUACGCGAUAUCUAGCUACUCGAGCGUGGUUACCACGUCGCGGUUCGCUAUAACCGCCGCGAGUGUUACAAGGUCGGGCGGGAGCACGAUCGCGAAGUUCACGCGAUCGACGGGCGACGGGACCGUGGCGGUGAACGUGGCGGGGAGCAACAAGCUCGUGUGGGCCUUCUCGUCUGGCGGCUCCAAGACCGUCGCCAACCACGGCGGCAGCCACAGCGUGCUGCUGCAUUGGAAGAAGGUGUCGGCCACGCAGUUGGACAUGGCUGUCGAGCUCAAGACCAGCAGCGGCGCCAGCAACGGGUGGUUCGCGCUCGGCUGGGCCAACGGGGGCUCCAUGGCUCCCUCCGACGCAGUCAUCGGCAACAGGGCGGGCGGGAUUGUGAGCCCAUACCGAAUCACAGGCUACACUAUGAAUUCGUUACAGGGCGCCUCGUUUAGCAUUGGCAGUGGUGCGGGGACUGUGAAGUCCGCUACUGGCUCCACCACAGUAAUCCAGUUCUCGCGCACAACUGGCACGGGGUCCAUUCCCAUCAAGAUGAGUGGCGUCAGCCAUCUCAUCUGGGCUCACUCCAACUCCAACUCCAAGACCCUUGCGUUCCACAGCGGUGCAGAUGGUCGCAUGUCUGUGGACUUCUCUUGUGCCAUGUCCCCGUCGUCCGUGGACGAUGGGGGGUACGAUCAUGACGGUGAUGACCAUCAUGGGGGGGACGAUCAUUAUGGCGACGGUGAUGACUGGCAGCGGGGUGGUGGUUCAGGUUCGGGUUCCAGUGGGGCUUUCCUCUCGCAGCUCAUCUCUUGGCUCGGCUUGCUCUUUGGCUUCCGCAAGUAGAGGGUGUCAAACAUGUGUAUUUGUCAU